Messenger RNA from Gaeumannomyces tritici R3-111a-1, 1458 nucleotides. RefSeq names its product deoxyribose-phosphate aldolase 2. Bases 1 to 1458 code for a protein of 485 amino acids. NCBI's taxonomy places the organism in Eukaryota, Fungi, Ascomycota, Sordariomycetes, Magnaporthales, Magnaporthaceae. The record is from RefSeq and is a predicted model, not a curated record. The transcript has 5 exons.
AUGGCUCCUUUCGACGAGCAUCGCAACAAGAAGCGCAAGCUCGGGCGAUACGGCGAUGGCGCUGAUACGAGCGAGGAGAUCAAGUCUUUUAAGCCUUCGACACGAUUUACCCCCACUGUCCCCAGAGACUGGACAGUUUCCAUCGCAGUUCCGAGCAGCAUCAUCACCGAAGCCUCUAGGGAUGAGCAGCGCAUUGGCGCCCCGUCGCGGAUAGCGCGAGCCCUGGCCGUCUUUGGGAUGGACGAGAUCGUGGUCUUUGACGACAGCCCAACGGAUUCGCGCCCGCCGGCUGUCGACACGGACGCCUACACCGGCGACGUCGACCCGUGCCACUACAUAUGGCACCUCCUGACCUAUCUCGAAUGCCCUCCUUUCAUGCGCAAGACCCUCUUUCCUCUGCAUCCGAAUCUGAAGUUGCAGGGGUUGUUGCCCAACCUAGACAUGCCCUCGCAUCCACAUAGGGACGAGUGGCUUCCGUAUAUGGAGGCCAUGACGCUUCCGGGCAAGCCAGAUGGCGGUAAUGGAACACUUGUGGAUAUUGGGAUGAGGAAACCCAUCACCAUAUCCGAGUCAAUACCACCAAAGACUCGCCUUACGCUCCACUUCCCGAACCAGUCCUACGAAGGUGCACAAGCUGUCGACCCGACCGCCCCACGGACAGAUGCGGGCUACGCCUGGGGCUUCAACGUCCGCCGCUGCGCCUCUCUCUCGGACGUCCUAACCGAGUGCCCCUACGAGGGUGGCUACGACUUGAGCAUCGGCACCUCGGAGCGCGGCGAGAACUCGGCUUCUGUCUUCCCGUACUCCAGCGCACCGCCGGACUUCAAGCACCUCCUGAUUGUGUUUGGUGGGCCCCGCGGUCUUGAGUACGCCGCAAUGAAUGACCCGCAGCUGUCCGAGAUUGGAAUUGGGGCUGGUCGUGUCCGCGAGGUGUUUGAUCACUGGAUAAACGUCCUCCCGGACCAGGGCAGCAGGGCUAUCAAGACUGACGAAGCCGUAUAUAUUGCGCUUACUGAAUCACGCCGCCGGGACCAGCCGUUGGGUCGGGCGCACGGGCAUCAGAGGGGACAAUGGGAUGGGUCCUGGCCCUUGGCACCUGGUGGGCUGUGUCGCCUGCAAGGCCAGCAGUCCCCGCAGAACAUGCCCACAACGAUACAGGGGGGUGAGCACCAAGGUGCCAAAGGUGGUGCCUGCCACAUCGUCGAAGAUCUUGGGCGGUGGUUUGGCGAUUCGAUCGAGAGAUGCCUCGGGCCGACAAGCUCGAGGGCAUCACGACGUUCUGCUUCUUCCUUGCUGUCAAGCCUGGUGCUGUUUUUGUGCCACCCGCCCACACCAAUCACGUUCCUCGCCCAACCCCUGGCGCGGUGGUUCUGCUUACCACUUGGCAAGCUGGGCCUUGAUCUCCUCCCAAGCAAAUGCGCCGAGCCGGGUAGUGUCGCCCGUUUGGGGAAGGGCUGA